Messenger RNA from Papilio polytes (common Mormon), 1125 nucleotides. Its product is annotated as coiled-coil domain-containing protein 42 homolog. Lineage: Eukaryota; Metazoa; Arthropoda; Insecta; Lepidoptera; Papilionidae. The transcript is spliced from 7 exons. The record is from RefSeq and is a predicted model, not a curated record. The coding region runs from base 82 to 1083 and encodes 333 amino acids.
CCUAGUUGAUUAUUAAGAUUUGAGAUUGGUAUAUUUAACAUUUUGCAAUUUUAAUAAAAUUUCUGGAUAGUAAUCAUCAAAAUGAAGAAGAAUACAAUGAAAGAUUUAGCACCUAUAGCCAUUCCACAUGGCCCGCCUGUGGAGUCCACGGCGGAAUAUUUUAAAUCUAAAAUGGAGACUGCGAACAUGACGAGGAAGUAUCCAGUAUGGGAUGUCGCGCGACCGACACCGCAAGUGUUGAUGGAACAGGCGCGGCGCGACUUAAUGGAGGCCGAUGAGAAGCUCGUGUUGAAGCGGGAAGAGGAGAAGGAGAACAGGGUCGUCAUGGACGCCAAGUGGCUCGAGCUGCGGGAGAAAGAGAUGUUAUUGAAAGAAUCAUUUAUCAGUUUUAACAAGUUCAUAAGAGAGAACCAGGAGAAGCGCGACCGAGCGGAGCGCAAGAUGGAGGCGGAUGGGCAAGUGCUGCUGCGCAAGGCGCGCGAGACGGAGGCCAUGCGCUGCCGCGUCGCGGAGAUGGAGGAGGUGAAGCGGCUGAUGGAGCACCAGGUGCAGGAUUACACCAUAUACGAGGAUUACCUCAUGUCGGUUGUCAGAAAUUAUCCUGAAUUUAAACAACCCCUAGACGUGUUAAAUCGUUAUGAAGCUCUAGCCGCCGCUAAGAACACUCUAGCGGAGCGCCAGGAGCGGGACCUGGGGAUGCUGGAGAACGCGCGCCAGAAGAUCGCCGCCCUCACCGAGGAGAAGAAGCUCUUCAUCAUGGGACUCAAUAACACGCUCGCUGACCUCAGGUGGCGCUACGACAAGGUGCGGAACCGUGUGAUCGAGUGGGAGCUGGCGCUGAACCGGCUGAAGGAGGCGGCGGCGGCGCGCCACGUGGAGCUGUGCCACGUGCGCGCCGCCGUGCGCAGCCUCUACCUCAAGAUCUGCGCGCAGAAGCGCAUGCCGGCCGACGCUCCGCCGCACGACUUCGAACAGCAGCUGGUGCUGGUGAUGCGCGCGCUGCUCGAGCUGCGCAACAUAUACAGGAUCGCGCACCGACGCUCCAAGGAGAAAGACGCAGAGUCAGCGCAAAACACAAUGUGAUAGCUUUUUAAUUUUUUAAUAAAUAAAAGUGUUUUAAAUACA